CACCGGCUCUGUAUGGUGUGGAGUAUGUCCUCCUGUCGUUGAGAGACGAUCUUUGUGCUGGAACGCGUCGUCACAGUUCCGUACAGCGUUUUCCUUUGCGUUCAGUGGAAGGUACAGGGUUAUUUACGCGGAGUCCUACUCUGACACGCCAACGCCGCUCAGAGUGCACAAUUACCUCGACAUGUUAUUCCGAUAUUCUUAAGUAGGGGUUUUCUCUCUGUCUUUCCCCCUCGGGGCUGACAGUAGGCUCCACGUUUAGCCCCGAGCCUUGCAGGAAAAAAAGGGGGAUGCAUUGCAGCUAGCUCGCUGUUAGCUUUCGCGUCGGCUUUGCGAAGAGCGCCGGAUCAACGAAGGGAGCAGGGCACAUCGUAAGUCAAACGACAUAGUGCACUAUGACAGACAGGGUUAUGAGUAAAGCAGCCACAAUGGAGAUUCCCAUCAACAGCAACGGCGACACGGGGGCGUUAGCGGAAGACGACAGCCUUGAACAGGCUGCAAAGCUGCAGUGGAGCUUAGAUGAGAAGGUAGGGAGCUCCAGAGGCACCAGGGAUCUACAGCAGGUGAUGGUAUCGGGUCCCAACCUUAACGAGACGAGCAUCGUUUCUGGAGGCUAUGGCGGAACAGCAGAGGGGAUCAUUCCCACUGGCUCAAUCAUAGGUCCCAACAUGCAGCACAGCAGCAGCAGCUCGUCAAUGACGGCAGAAGAGGCGACACGCGGCGUGGCUGUGGAGAAAUAUGAAGCAGUAAAGAAAUGGGGCCUAAACACCUACAAGUGCACAAAGCAAAUGAUCUCGGAGCGUUUCGGUCGGGGCUCUCGGACUGUUGAUCUGGAGCUGGAGGCUCAGAUAGAGGUCCUGAGGGACACGAAAAGGAAAUAUGUAAAUGUGCUGCGAUUGGCCAAAGCGCUGACCAAUCAUUUUUACAACAUGGUGCAGACGCAGCACGCGCUGGGUGACACGUUUGCUGACCUCAGUCAGAAAUCUCCAGAGCUGCGGGAUGAGUUCGGCUACAAUGCAGAGACCCAGAAACUGCUCUGCAAGAAUGGGGAGACUUUACUUGGUGCCAUUAACUUCUUCGUGUCCAGCAUCAAUACAUUAGUCAACAAGACAAUGGAGGACACGCUGUGGACAAUCAGGAUGUAUGAAAACGCCAGACUGGAGUUCGAUGCCUACCGGUCAGACCUGGAGGAGCUGAGUUUGGGUCCAAGGGAUGCAGUGACCAUGGCACGUAUUGAGGCUGCACAAGAGCAGUACCAGGUUCAUAAGGAAAAGUACGAACGCCUUCGUUCAGAUGUUAUCAUUAAGCUCAAAUUUCUGGAGGAAAAUAAGGUGAAGGUAAUGCAUAAGCAGCUCCUUCUCUUCCAUAACGCCAUCUCGGCGUACUUUGCCGGCAAUCAGCAGCAGCUGGAGGAAACACUGAAGCAGUUCAACAUAAAGCUGAGGCCCCCGGGGGCCGACAAGCCUUCUUGGUUAGAGGAGCAAUGAGGGACCCUGCAGCCUUCCUUUCAAACCCCCCAGCUUGCAGAGGACCUCUACAGAAGGAAACAAACUGAGAUACAUUGGUGGAUAUAGAUACUAUAGAGAGUUUUUUUUUUUCUUUUUUUUUUAGAUGGAUGAUUUAUUCUUGAAUUUAACGCAGCAGAAAAGUGGCCAGUUUCAUAAAAAUCAGGGGGUUUUCUGUGCCUCUCUUCCCAACUUCCUUUACCCAGGCUAACUUCUCCUUAUGCUCUGUUCCUUGACAAACUUCACCUUUUUUUCCCCCUCAAUGCUUAUUGUUACCACCUUCCCUAUCUGGGCACCCAUUCUGCAGUGUGUGCUUGUGUUAGUCAUGUUUAUGGCCGUUAUUGUACUCCUAAGUGCUGCCAGUGAUCGGAGUUGAUGGUAAAACUCCACAGUCUUAGUAACAGAGGCUGCUGUGAAGAAUAAAAUGACAAAAUGUAAAAAAACAAAAACAAAAAAAACCACACACAGCUGUAAUUUAACACUACUUUCAACCUAUUGACCCCUUAUCACUCUUCCACUGUGCCUCCUUAUUUAUGAGCAACAGGUAAAUCUCAAUAAAUUAGAAUAUCAAGCAAAAGUUGAUUUAUUUUCAUUCAAAAAGUUAAACUCGUUUAGAUUCAUCCCACACUGUGAUGAUUAUGUCUUGGAGUUGAUGAAAACCCAUUAUCCAUCUUAUGAAAACAAAAUCGAUACCAAUUGACCAAUAAAAAUUAUUGUUUUUUUCUACAUAAAUGUUAUUUUAUAGCCUAGCCUACACAAUUGGAUUGAAGACAUGACAGUUGUUCAACAGGCAAGCUGUGACAUCUUCCACUAGGACGGUAAGGGGCAAAAGGUCAUCGCUAAAGAGGCUAAAUGUAGUGAAAAAACAUUGAUGGAAAGUUGAGUGGAAGGAAAAAGUGAGCAUGAAAAUGAUGCGACGACAGAGAUGCAUUUUGUACAAUGUAUUAUCUAAACUCAACACUUUUACCACAAGAUUUUAGAGCACUUCAACCUUUUAUGAAGAUUUUUAUCAUUUUCCAGCAAGACUUGGUACCUGUACUACCAAAAGCUAUAAUCACCACGGUAUCACUAUGCUUUACGGACCAGAAACUGGCCUGAAAUCAGAUGACAUUUCAGUUGGCCGACAUUUCUGUACUUAAAAUGCUUUAAUUGUUUAAUGGCAAACGUGAUUAUGUCUUCAUGGGCGUUUAAGUCAUAAUCAUCAGAAUACCACAAAUUAAUACUUAAUAUAUGUACUUCCGCGUUUUGGGAAUCUAUAUAGUAUGAGUUUGACUUGUUGAAUGAAGUUGCCAAAAUAAGGUUGAUGUUGCAACUUAUUGAGAUACACCACUAAUGUGGUGAAUAAAAGAUGGAUAUCCAGGGAAGAAGUUGGGGAAAUUGUUUCUAAACACACAUUUCUGUUUCUUUUGAACUGGUAAAUGUCUAGAUAUUCCAAAUCACUGUAAAUGUCUAAUCCUUCACUUAACAAAAAAACAAACAAACACUAAGUUCUUCAAUUAAAUUAACAUCGUGUCUGUUUUCUCCAUGAUAGACUUUACUCUUCAACAGGAAAAAUGUUACGUUUUGAUUCCGAUAUGCAACAAUCAUUUAAGGAGCACUGCCACAGCUUUCCUAAGUAAUUACAGCGGGGGAAAUACGCAUUUGAUACGCUGCAGAUUCUGCAAGUGUUUGCACCGAAAAGAGCGGAGAAUUUUCAUUUUCAAUUUACAUCCCAGUUCAACUCUGAGACCGGAUCAAAAAAAACAAUCCACAAAAUCAUAUAUGUAUGAUGUUCAAAUCAAUAUCAGCAUCAAAUACUUACAUUGCCCUGUGUAUCUUUUUGAUUUUAACUAAAAAUGUUUUGUUACCUAAAGAGAGCAGACUAAGAUGUCAAUUGGAUGUUGACCUUGUUUGCCUUGUUCACAUGGGUAUUUUCUUUUCUUUUUCACUGAUCGACUUUCUCAGCGGAACAUGCCCAUGUCCUUUUUACAACUAGUUUGAGACAGGAAACUGGAGUUACUUCCCUAGUUAGCUUGAAGAACAGUAUCAUGUAGAACAUUGUUACAUCUGUUUUUGAUCUUAAACACUUUGAAUCAUCCGUCUUGCAUUUGUGUAAAGCUAACCGUGAACAGCGGUUGCAUCUUCUGAUUCUGCUAAAGGGAGAACGUUGAUCUACGAUUAGCACCCUAGAAGGUUUCCAUUGCGAUAUAAUGUUACUAAUUGAUUGUUUUUUAGUACCGGAUCUCGGCAGCCUGGACGUAUGGUAACACUGAAGACUUUUGGAGAAAACAAUCACUGAAGGCAUUGGCUUAAAUUUUGUUUCAUGAAGAGAAUAUGUAAUAUUUUUUUUUUGUGUCACUGUAUUUAUUGUAUUCACAAGGUGUUGAUCUGUUUAAAUCGGCACUUUAUAUCCUAAGAUCUAUUUAGUUUGUGCAUAUGACAUUUAAGACGGUUGUACACCAAGAUGAAAUGACCAAAUCUAUGACAGAACCACUCCUAAAUAUGUCCUUUCCAGAAUCAUUGGUGCUGAUUCUGUACUAAUGAGGGCCUCCUUUAUAGUUGCCAUGAGUGAAGGUGUCACUGCUCCAGCUGCUCGCUCCUUAUUUGCAUGGCAGGUAGCAAUCCAGAGGUAGAUAUGCGCUCUCUCACUGAUGGUCAUCUCCUGCCUGCCAUGUUGGUCAUCUAGCAUGGCAACUGGCAACGUGUAAUUUGCUUCAUAAAAGCUGGCAGAAGCAAAGUCAAAACGUUUGUGUUUACUUGUCGUGUUGGGCUCCCAGGGAGAACGAUGGAAAAGAGUGGAGAGUUUGUUUAAAAGGCGAUGACUUUUAUAUAUCCGUUUACUGUCCAGCUCCUGGUCUGCUUGACUACCAUGAAGCAAUAUUAACAAAAUGUGAUCCUUCUUCUUUUUUUUUUUUUUUUUUUUUCUCCAAAUUGAGUUGUUUGAAAUUCCUUACCAGACAAUAAAAGGAGCAACAAUACAUUUGAUUUUGAUUCAUUGUUUUUUUUCCAUAGCUGCGGAAAUGGCUGAUGUACUGUAUGAAUGGUUGAAAAUCUGGUAUUUAUGACUAUAAAUGAAGCUGUUAUGGAUACUUUGCCUUCAUUCCUCACAUUUCUGAAGUCCCAACUGCAGCCUAAAGGAGCAAAAUUAAAACUUCACACGUUU
Fundulus heteroclitus (mummichog) is the source of this 4644-nucleotide messenger RNA. It is a transcript of the gene arfip2b, whose product is annotated as ADP-ribosylation factor interacting protein 2b. Gene Ontology annotation, cellular component: trans-Golgi network membrane. NCBI's taxonomy places the organism in Eukaryota, Metazoa, Chordata, Actinopteri, Cyprinodontiformes, Fundulidae. Gene Ontology annotation, molecular function: phospholipid binding; protein domain specific binding. Gene Ontology annotation, biological process: regulation of Arp2/3 complex-mediated actin nucleation; intracellular protein transport. Bases 393 to 1484 code for a protein of 363 amino acids. The transcript has 9 exons. The record is from RefSeq and is a predicted model, not a curated record.